AUGACUACUUACAUGAAACUGGUGAAAGGUGCCACCAAGAUUAAGAUGGCCCCACCUAAACAGAAAUAUAUUGAUCCCAUAUUGUUAGGUACUUCACAACAACAAGAUUUUUCCGAAAUUGUACGAGCUUUGGGACCUCGUAUUAGAGACUCUGCUUUCACCGUGGCUUAUAAAUCUUUAAUAGUUGCUCAUCUGAUGAUGCGUGAAGGUGAUAGAGACGUUGCUAUCAGAUAUUUCUCUAGAAAUUCGGAUUUCUUCGAUGUUUCGAACGUUUCACGAUCUGCAAGUGGUAGAUUUGAAGGUCAUGCAGUGGAGAAAUACUGCAUGUAUUUAAAAUUACGAGCAGAUGAAUUCGAUGCAAUUCAUGUAGACUAUGUUCGCGAUGGCUAUAGCUCGUUAAGAAGUAUAAUUACAGAUCGUAAUAACGAUUCAAUAGAUAAUGCAUUGAAUCACGUCGAAUCCUUAGAGACUCAAAUAACUGCAUUGUUGAAAAAUAGAUAUACUGUAGGAGAUCUUUCAAAUGAUUUACUAUUAUUUGCGUUUAAAUUAUUAGUCUUUGAUUUAUUAGCAUUAUACAAUGCAUUGAAUGAAGGUAUUAUCACUUUAUUGGAAUCAUUCUUUGAAUUAUCACAUGAUAAUGCAGAAAGAACACUGGACUUAUAUAAAAGAUUUGUGGAUUUAACAGAAAAUGUGGUUCGUUAUUUGAAGACAGGUAAAGCUGUUGGAUUAAAGAUUCCAGUAAUUAAACAUAUUACUACUAAAUUGGUUAGAUCAUUAGAAGAACAUUUAAGAGAAGAUAAUAUUACACAUAAUACUUUUAAUGACGAAAAUGUAACAACAAGUACAACUACAAAUAAUAAUAAUAAUAAUAACAAUAAUGGAGAUAUGUCUCCAACAAAGGGAUUGGCUCAAAGAAGACUGGAUGAAAUCAGGGAACAGAAGAGACAAUUACAAGAACAACUAGCACAUCCACAAUUGCUGAUUAAUGCAACUGGUAAUACCCCGAUGAUGCUGCAUCAGGCGGCCACUUUGCCAGCAUUGCCAUCAAUGAAUAUAGCUGAGCAGCAACAGCAACUACAACAGCAACAACUACAACAGCAGCAACAACAGCAACAACUACAAUUGCAACAACAGCAACAACUACAAUUGCAACAACAGCAACAACAGCCGGUACCUAUGAUGCCUCAAGCAACUUCAAACAACCCGUUUAUGAAUCAAGUACAACCACUAAUGCAACAACAACAACAACCACAGCUUCCAUUACAAGCACCACAACAAAUGACUGGUCAAAUUCAACCAGAACACAUGGGGCAAGCAGCUUUACAAUAUUCAAAUACGACUCCUAUGCUGAUGGGACAGAAUGGAAUUACAACUAUUAAUUUACCUCAACAGACACAUGUAACAUUACCUCAACAAAGCUCACUACCUCAACAACAACAAGGUGGUAACAAGAACCCAUUUUCAAUGAAUAACAUCAAUGACAUGCAACAACCACAACCAGAACAAAAUAAUCCAUUCUCUCAAAGAAACUACAACGAACAGACCUCAGUGACAAACAAUGCUGCUACUACUGUUGCUGCCACCAAUGCUAUGAACAAUAACCCAUUCUCAUUACAACCUCAGGACCAUACAUUACAAACUGCCAUGACUGCACCUGUAUCACUUCAUCAAACGGGAUCGCAAUUUACCCAGCAGUUUAGCCCAGAACAACAGCAACCGUUUGCCCAACAAUCGUUCAUGCAACCACAACAACUACAGCAACAGCAACCACUCAUGCAACAACAACCACAACAACAAGAGUUCAGCCUUAUCGACUUCUAA
Messenger RNA from Maudiozyma barnettii, 1821 nucleotides. RefSeq names its product Yap1801p. The record is from RefSeq and is a predicted model, not a curated record. The transcript has a single exon. NCBI's taxonomy places the organism in Eukaryota, Fungi, Ascomycota, Saccharomycetes, Saccharomycetales, Saccharomycetaceae. Gene Ontology annotation, molecular function: phosphatidylinositol-4,5-bisphosphate binding; clathrin heavy chain binding; 1-phosphatidylinositol binding. The coding region runs from base 1 to 1821 and encodes 606 amino acids. Gene Ontology annotation, biological process: clathrin coat assembly; vesicle budding from membrane; clathrin-dependent endocytosis. Gene Ontology annotation, cellular component: clathrin-coated vesicle; clathrin-coated pit.